Molecule: messenger RNA, 873 nt
Organism: Suillus discolor
Lineage: Eukaryota; Fungi; Basidiomycota; Agaricomycetes; Boletales; Suillaceae
Exons: 5
Coding region: 1-873 (290 amino acids)
Source: RefSeq, a predicted model, not a curated record
AUGACUUUCAACCGGACGCCAAGUCAACCGGCGUCAGAAGUGUUAGACAUGGGAUUCCCCCACCUAUAUGAAUUAAAUUUCCACCAUUCACCUGAUCCAAUGAAGAGCCCUUUAAACUGUCUGGCAGUCAAUCGUCCGGCCAGUACCUCGGCCAAAGAGAUUCCACCGCAAGACAGUCCUCUGGACAUGUGUUUCGAUGCACUUCUGGUUCAACAUGAGCAUCCGGACCAGAUGCCUUUGGAUAUGGGCUUUGGCAUGCAUCCGGUUGAUCAUGCACCUCCGGCUCAACAUGAGCAUCCAGACCAGAUGCCUUUGGAUAUGGGCUUUGGCAUGCAUCCGGUUGAUCAUGCACCUCUGGCUCAACAUGAGCAUCCGGACCAGAUGUCUUUGGAUAUGGGCUUUGGCAUGCAUCCGGUUGAUCAUGCACCUCUGGCUCAACAUGAGCAUCUGGACCAGAUGUCUUUGGAUAUGGGCUUUGGCAUCAAUCCGGUUGAUCAUCUACCAGAUCAGUCAGUUGAUCUUGAACCGGAAGACAGGCCUUUGGAUAUGGGCUUUGGUAUCCAUCCGGUUCAUGAUUUUCCGGAUCAGUCAUUGGAUAAUCGACUUGACGACAUGCAUUUGGACAUGGGAUUUGAGACGCUGGAUCCGGUACAUGUUCUGCCUGAUCACUCGGUUGGUGGACCGGAACCCAUCGGAUUUGUUAUCCAGCGUGCUGUACAAGAUUUGUGCUUGGCGAUCCACUGGUUGGAGAUGGAAAGGAAUCAUGGUACAAUGUCACCGGAAGAAGUGUCUGUCAGCUGGGAAGUUCUUCAGUCCACCAAUGAGUUGUUGUUGUCAUUUCAAUUGAUAUCAAUAUACCGACUGUCGACUUGA